Cladophialophora carrionii CBS 160.54 is the source of this 2013-nucleotide messenger RNA. RefSeq lists its product as uncharacterized. Lineage: Eukaryota; Fungi; Ascomycota; Eurotiomycetes; Chaetothyriales; Herpotrichiellaceae. The transcript has a single exon. The record is from RefSeq and is a predicted model, not a curated record. Bases 1 to 2013 code for a protein of 670 amino acids.
AUGACAGCCGUGGAGUGUCCGCGACCACUUCACACAAUCUUCCCCUCGUCGGCAGCGAACAAGACCCAAGAGCCAGGCCGCCGGGCUAUCAAUGGGUACAAGAAGAUCCGAUGGAAGAAGUACGACCCCAGCAAGAAGUCGCCCACUCCGAACCCAGAUCCUUUCGUACAAUGGAAGCCUCCAUCAUCGUCGCAAGAUGCACACCAAGAGGAGCGCAUCAAUCACCGUGGGGGACAGAAGGACGACGAGUCGAAAGCAGCACGGCAGUCCAAAGUCUUGAUGUGUCUCUCGCCAGUCGAGCCUUUGCCAUUCAAUGGUACUCGCAUGAAUCCUUUCCUAGCCUUGCCCAUCAAAACGACCGAAACGGUCCAGGAUACCAUGGACUACUUCAUCACGAUCUGCAAGGGGACCAACACUGACAAGUGGGUGUCCUCGGGCGCUGUCAAUCCUCAUCUGUCCCUCCUCCUGCCAUACGCUCUGAAACAUGCCAUUCUUUUUGAGUCAAUCAUCUCGGUCUGUCGGGCGUCUAUCCUCAUAUCGCUCGGUCGACCGAUAUGGGAAGACUAUGCCUUUGUGCAACACCGCGGCAGCACCAUCGCCCGGUUGAAUGCCAAGCUGAAGACCAACCAGGCUACCGAUAACGCAGCCUUACUGACCGUCACGAUGCUUAUGACCCUCGAAUAUCUCUGCGGCAACCAACGAGGCGUCCUGAUGCAUUGCAAAGGGCUGGAGAGGAUGCUGGAGCUGCGUGGCCCACUCGAGGACGACGAACAACCAGGCACAGAGUCGGAAUGGCUCAAGUUUGUCAAACUCGGUCUCACAGUCUACAAGGCGCUGGGAUCGUUCGUGACGGGACAACCACCAGAGGCGCCGCGCGACUCGGUCGCCUACCUCAGCGAAACGUUCCAAGAACUCCAACUCGACCAGCCGCUCUCGUACCCAGAAACCCCCUUCUCGCCAGACGUGUGCAUCAUCCUGUCGCGCCUCCCCUCGGGCCUCUCGGAACUGUGCCUGACGUCCCAAAUUUCCAUCCAGAUGAUCAAGCUGCUGGCGUCCAUCUCGGCGGCCACCGCCCUGCUCGCGACCGAACCCGUUGCGUACAACAACCUGCCCAUCGACACCUGGACACCGUCUCCCUCCUUCUCGGGGGAGCAAGACCUCCCUCUCCCCGCGGAAUCGUCCCAGUUGGACGAACAGCGCAAACACCUCAUGAUCCAGACGAUCCUCUCGUCCCUGCAGCGCAUGUCCCUCACGACCAACACCCCCAUCGAGUACCACCUCACGUCGGGCCUGCUGUCCUUCCUCUUCCAGCUGCGUGACCUCGGCCCGAUAAAUCUGUUCUACGACCCGAUCCUGCGCAAAUUCAUCACCACGCUGCCCACCCACACGAAACCCACGUCCCUGCAGGAACAGAGCUGUUUCAUCUGGGCGAGCAUGGCCGUGGCAGGCACAUUGGCCCUCCGCGUCGUCCCCAUGCCGGACUCGCAUUUGGUCAUGGACCACUGCCUGGAGCUGUACCCGCAGGCCCGAAGCUGGGCGCGGCUGGACAAGAUCCUGCGCACGUACUUCUUCACCGACGAGAUCGGCGCGCACUGGCGCCGAGUGUGGCAGCGCGCGAUGAACAGGCGGGAGUUUCUCCUCCGCCAGCGUCGCCAGCAGGUGACCUACACGGAUGCCGACUUGGACUACAACGAUGUGAACGACGGCGGGGACGACGCGCAAGCCGGCCUCACGACGCCGGACCGGAUCCUCAACCAGCUCUCCGUCGAGUCGCCCGCUGGCUUUGAUAUGAACUCCGAGGCGAUAAGAGCGCUUGUGCAGCAGCACAUUGCCGGGGCGCCGCGCAGUGUGAUUGAAAUGUCCCAGGCCAUGGGACUGUGUCCGUUGCGGUCGCGGUGGGCCAGUGCCGGAGGUGCCCCUUCCACUCCGGGCAGUACCUCCCAGCGUACGGGUACGGCCACGACGACGCCGAGCCCGCGGAGCGUGAGCACGCCAGUGUCGCCCAUCAGUUGA